GUUUAUCUGAUGGAUUACUGCGCAACCAAACCAGACCACAUGUCAGCGCUUCUAGCUUCCCUCAGCCAGGUGUCACACGAUGAGCAUGAGUGGAUGGCGGCAGAGAUAUCUGAGCACCUUAAGGCUUACACAAUCAGUGUAACAACUACGCAACUAGGCUUUGAGGGACUUAAAAAGAGUUUUACGGAUACAACAGCCCGCCGUCUCUUAGUGUCUAAAUUUGGUUGGGUGAGGGAGGAAGCUCAGGACGAGGAGACGAAACAAGACCAAGCGUGCAUCAUGGCGAUUGAAGAAAUGUUCUCGUCAGUGAGACAGGUGGAUGUCGAAUUUCCUUCCGGUUUCACGAAGCCUUACCAUCCUGGCAUUCGUGUGGCAUUCAGUGGCGAACAACUGGCACCGACGUCGGUGAAUGUUGAACAAACACACAUAAUCCGGGGGGGCGCUGAUGGAGCAACCUGCAAGCCAAUGGUAAAUCCAAGAUAAUAACUAACAAGACAGAGCUCGCGGAUAAGAGUAUUCAAAGUACUCCACCGAUAACAGAGUUACAGAAGAAGAAAGAAAUUUCAUCUAAUCAGUAUCUCAAAAAGGACAAAAAUUGAUCAAUUGUAGAAGAACUACAGCUGGAGAUUGGAGGCGAUAAUGAUUGGGUAUCAAGGAAAGACAACCAUGCUAACCUAGCAACUGAUGCAGGUGUUUUGAAUGCACCAAAUAAAGGCAAUGAUCGGGAGCUUCCCUCUGACCACAAACCUCUGAUGUCUUCUAAUGACGGGGACCCUAGCAAAGAAAACCAGCUGCUCCUUUAUACAUACGCUCAACCACAGAAGAAGAAGGCGAAGCACAAAAACAAAAACAAUGAAAACAUCUCAAUGCAGAUCACGGAAAGACAAAGAGUGUACGAAGAAAGAAAGCAAACCAGAAUUAUCAGUAAUAUGAAAGGAAUCCAUCCUUCACACCUACAAGACAGAAGCGAAAGUCGAACAAGACGUCGUAUCUCCUAAGCACUACCCCGUGACAGAGUCAUCAGACGCGAGACCUGAUGAAAUCGGCCAUCAGGCUGAAGAGAGGACUCUUCAUAAGACACCGACAGCAUCUGAACUCGCUGCAAAUAUUACCGAUGCACAAGAAGGAAAUGUCAAGGGGAGUGAUAAGCUCAACUUGCGGACUAAGCAGAACAAGUUAGAAAGAACGAAAAACAAGAUGGAUGUAGAGGCUGAUCAAUUGUCUGUGCAAAGAGUUAAGAUCAAUCGAGAGAGCAAAAACCAGAAGAGAAAGGAAAGCUUGUCCGUCGAGAUGCAAGUUGCAAGUGGUCAAAAUAAGAAAUAGGUAGCAAAAAGUAAGUUAUUUUUCUACAUACCUUCAGUUAAGUUGCUCAACGAGAAGGUAAUUUAAUCAUAUUGUUCAACUAAUGGGAUCAAUAAAAAAAGGGAAAAACCGAAACAAUCGCGAAGAUGAUUUACCCAGAAAGGGACACGCCUGUGGAGUAAUGGGUAGACCGUCCGCGCCUUCCACCACCAAGGCCAGUUCAUACGCCACAGCUGCCCAGAAUGGAAACAGCACGGGGAGAGAAACCCACAGAGAAUCAAACCAGACAAAUGGAAUGGUACAAGAUGGCGCAAGAUCAAUUAAAAGCCUGGAGUCACAUGGUGGAAAGAGCAUCUCGCGUCUUCUCGUCCAGGCAAACAUGCACCAAGGGGACGGAAGACUUAUCAUCCCAGGUGUACAGUGUUGUUCCAUUGCUCUCUGCGCCAUCCUCAGAGCGUCCAGCAAAAUCCCAUUGCUGUGGACUCCUGAGGACAUGGACGACAUCAUCUUCACCGGGGAUAAGAGACACAGGGAGACUCAAGAGAAGAUGGGUCUCUCGAAAACCGCAUAUCUGCACAUUGAUGAGAUUGAUCUAGAUAUUAAACUACGGGGUCGGCACUUCCACCUGAAGAGAGGUGGUGUCAUGUGUGGUGAUAUUAUGAACGAUGGCACAGACAAGAACAAUCCGCUACCAGGCAUUGAAAGUAGUAUAGAAUCUUUGAACGAGUAUGGCAUGUUCAUCAUUAGAUACCUACUUUAUACAGUCGCCUUAUUUAAGACAUCUCAAACUUGGUUGUUGUUUGAUUCUCAUAAUCGUGACCAGAAUGGGUUUAGACAUCCUAACGGGAAGGCUGUUCUUCUCGAGUUUAAGACUCUAAGAAGUGUUGCCUGUUACAUCAUGCGGUUCGUGAGCUGUAACGGAUUCAUCGACGAGAAGAGUCCACGCCCGCUAGAUAAUUCGCAAUUGAGCUAUGAACUUGCAUAAAAGUAGCCGUCCUGAGUUGAGCUAGGAUCCUUUACGCGUGGCAUUGACAAUGAAUUACUGGCGAUCCUUUGCUAACUAAUCGGAAUUAUGAAUUUAAUAUGAUUGUAUAUUUUGUAUAUAGCUAAUAAAGUACGUUCAAUAUCA
This is a messenger RNA of Nematostella vectensis (starlet sea anemone), 2431 nucleotides long. RefSeq lists its product as uncharacterized. Lineage: Eukaryota; Metazoa; Cnidaria; Anthozoa; Actiniaria; Edwardsiidae. Bases 1406 to 2287 code for a protein of 293 amino acids. The transcript is spliced from 2 exons. The record is from RefSeq and is a predicted model, not a curated record.